This is a messenger RNA of Vitrella brassicaformis, 1357 nucleotides long. The record is from the annotation of a GenBank genome assembly. Lineage: Eukaryota; Vitrellaceae.
CCUGCCUGGUGGGCUCUCUCUCCCUCUCUUUUCUGCAGGAGAGGGUUAUGGAUGUACUUUUCCGCUACCGCAGCCAGAGGGAACUGUGGUGGUUUGAUGUGCGCGGAGUGACGGUUGAGAUACCGAUCACGGUGGGUGGUCUCCGCGGGACCGUCUUCGAGCAGCUGAGAGCAAGAGGGUUUCCUCUGUGAGCAUACACACAUACAUCCACGUGUUACAGUACAUACUUGUAUGUGUCUGUCUGGGUCGCUCUCUCUCCUCAGCCAUUGUGGCUCCAACGAGCUGACUUUCCCCGAGGAUGCGGACCUCAACGAUGCCGAUGACACGGCCAUCGUCGACUUCAUACUCCAGGAGUAUCUGUCGCCGGAUGACGGUGCGGUUCUCGUCGUGGAGGCACCCGACGGCCCACGCAUCACGCGAUACUUCAAGCUCGUUUGGGACACGACGACAAACAUUGGGUUGGAAGACCACCAGAAGAACAUCAACGCGCCGACAGGGGGUAUAUUCACACUGAAGUUCCGCGACGGCGCCAAUGGAAGCCAGCUAUUGUACGCCAUCAUGGACAUGAGAAAAGAGGAACUCAGGUAAUUAAUUAGUCAUGAGCACAUUUAUAUCACUAGUUGGUCGUGUGGAUGUCCACACUAUGGUGGAUGGAGUGUCGAUGUGUGUGUGAUGUGUGCAGGCACACCAACGAGGCCCUCGUGGGGUACCGUGACUUCAUAGUAGGCUUUGGCUUACCCACCACUGCUGACACGUUCGGAGAGCUUGGGAGAGACCGGGACCAUCCAAUUAUCGUCACCGCCCCGCCUCCCCCGAUGCCGGCUCCCCCGAGCCCUUGUAACGAACACACACGCACACACACACACACACACAUCCUCUCAAUGCCACUGCUUGCGCGUCUCUUUGUGUGUUCUGCCUGUACGUUGUGCCUGCAGCGUUGUGGCAGCGCUGCGAAGACUGCAUGCGGUAAUCGUACAAGGGGACACAUCGAGUCCAUCUCACCUGUCAUUGACGCAUCUUCUCGUGUCUGCAGGUCAACAUUCUCGAGUAUCUUCGGCUUCCAACAAAGGAGUUCUUCGUCGGAGGAGUCGGCUACCUCUGAGCCGCUGAUUAAUCAGCCGGCGAAUGAUGUGAAGGCAUUGCUGAUGAAUCGGUGGUCCAUCGAUAGUCGGUGGAUCCGUAGGUGGUUCACAGGGCAUAGGGGGAUGACGUGAGGGAGGGGGUUCUCACUCACACACAAUGUGGACGAAUCAAGUACAUGGGUCCGCGCCUGCGUGCCUUCUCGAUCACCGGCUCCGCGUGUGUGUUAUUUAUGGGGCCACGACAUUGGAUGAUUGUUUGUCAAUCGGUGUCACCC